UAACAAAAAAAAAAAAUUGCAUUGAAAAGGAAAAGAAAAAUAACAAAACAAAACAAAACGAAAAAAAAAUCAUAACGAUUACGUACUGUAGUUCAUUCUUACGGAUUUAUGACUUUCUAUCCACCACUACGAAUACAUUGAUACUUUUACGGUCAUCUGUACGGUGUUAAAAACUGUCCCAGUUUCGUUGCUCUGCCCUAGUAUUUUGCUGUUUGUUCCCUUUCCCUUAAAAACAAGUUUUGACGAUCAUGAACGCCGCUCAGUCACCAGUUCUGUUGCACAAUGGCCUGUCAGAGGAUAAAUCGAGAAAACUUCAAAUGCAGUUGAUGAUGGAGAAGUUGCGCAGCAAAGCACUUCAAUCCCAGUACAAACCCCUAACAGACUCUAUAAAAAAUGUCAAAUUGGCUUUACUGGAAAAACGUAUUAAUAUUGAUCCAAAUGAAAAAUGCCUUGUUCAAAAAUCUCUAGAUUUAUUACAACAAAAUAUCAAAGUGACAACAUUACAAACGAUGAUCGAACGUUUAGACAGCGUCAGCAGACAUUUAGGAUUAAAGUUUACUGUAGGACCUUCUGGAAAAGAUAUAUUUGUAUCAUCAGAUAUGUUUUAUUUGGAAAUUAUAUUAGAAGAUAAUGGAGGAGUAAAAGAUGUGAAAAUUCAUCAUGAUGGAAAAUCAGAACCACAAAGCUGUGCUGAUCUUAUUAAAAGUCUUGCUAACUGUGACUUUGCUGAUUUUACAUCUCAACUUGAGGGAUUAGCAUCUAUUUAUCAAUUAAAUGCAGAUAAAAUUAUUAAAUGUCGAGCAUUUAAUGCUCUUCAAACUUUAGAAGCCGAUCUAGAAACUUUUGCCCAAGUUCAUUACACUUAUCAUAAAGAUUUAAUAUCAUCAGUGCAUAAAACUCCAUUAGGAGUUGUUAAACCUAGAAGAGGAGGUCAUCCUAUGAAAUUGAUUUUCUUUGUUUCUCCAUAUGAUUUAUUGGACGUUGAAAAUAGUACUAUGAUGAAUUUAGAUAGAGAAAGUCUUGAUGUUGGUUGUUUUGCCACAGUGUGUAUAGAAGCUGCUUCUACAACUAAUGUUCAAUCAACUUCAUUACUAAGUGCUACCAGAAGUGCAACUGGAAUGAAUACACCAAUGUUUGUGCCGUUUACUGUUCAAAAUAGUAUUACUUUACCGGCAGUAUUUGUAUUGAGAUUGAAUGAACCUAUGCCAAUAUGUCUUCAACUUGCAGAGAAUAUUAAAUCUGUGAUUGAAAUGGAUUUAGAAAUGUCACCGCCUAGAUCAUUAUUAAGGAUGAUAAUUGAACCAAGUUCACAGCCUCUUAGUGUUACUUUACCAGAUCAACAGCAUUGUUAUUUUUUGACUGAUUCGAAUCUAAAAGGUGUUUUUAUUCAAAACAUAAAAUUUACUCACCCAUCUCAAGUCACUAGAGUUAUAGCAUAUCUUCGACAACAAGCUUUAUUCAACUGUUUGAUUCGUUCUUGUGUGCGUCCUGAAUGCCAACAAGAAAUCUUCAAUACUACUGUAUUUGAAAUUGCUGCAUAUGAAGAAAUGUCUUGGCAACAUUUAGUUGUGUCAUUUGAACAUCCAAUUGAAGAAAGUUUAGCUACAGCUGAAUUUGAUUUGUCUGAUAUAUCUAGAUUGCAGUGUCAAGUCUAUACAUCAUCAUCAGAAACGAACGGAGAAUCUGUUUUGACAUCCCCUGAGUUCGCUAGCAGAGUAUUGCAAAGGUGUUUUUCGAUUCCAAUUACAAUGCGAAGUCUUAUUCAAACCUGGGAACGAAAAAACCAACAAGGCCUUGAAAUUAACAUAAAAAAUAACUUAUCUGGAACUGGAGGAUCAUCCAAUUUAGGAGAUGGCUCAGAUCUUAAUCCACAUUUCGCUGAUCCUUCAGCUGGUCCAGAUUUUUCAUCUGAUCUAGAUGUUAAACUAGAACCUAUUGAUGGAGCUAGUUCUCUUGAUUGUUUUCCAGCAUCAAUGAUUCAAAGAGAUAUUGAUCAGUAUAUUUCAGAUCCUUCAUUUUUACCUGAUAUAGAUUUUAAUCAAUUUCCAAUGGAUGUUGAUCAAGAAGAACAAAAAGAGCAGUCGUCUUUUAGGGAUGCCAGCCUUCAAGAAGAUCCCCCUGAUCUGAAAAAUUCACCAACUAAGACUGAAGAACUGCUAAGCAUAUUAGCAGAUGAUAAUGGAAAAGGUGAAGAUGAAAAGCCUCCUCCAGAUACAGGCCAAGUAAUCAUAGAAACAUCUAGUGAUGAUUCGGUUGAAAAAAGUAGUUCAAUAGUUUCUGGUGAAUUUGAUGCUAUCAAUGAAGACGUAGAACAAUCUAAUCAAUCAUUAUUUGAAAUUGAUGAUGAUGGUCCAGAUCUCCAUGAUCUUAAUGAUGUUAAAGAGUUUAUUAAAAUGACUUCAAAAGAUGUUGCAUUAGUAUCAAUGAAGGACGAAGAUAAAAAAGAUAACUCAUCAGAUAAAAUGCAUCAGUCUCCUUCUGUCAGCAUAACAGCUGUAGAUUUAAGUUCUAUUCCUUCUCCACAAAUAUUACCACAGGUGACAGUUGAUAGAAGGCCAAAUAUAGAAGUUAUUCCCAUACCAAAUGUACCUAGUUCUAUAACAAUAACACCGAUAUCUGCAAAAACAAUAGCUGAAGAGAAGUCUAAAAAAAGCAAAAAGGAUGUUGAUGGUAAACUAGAAAAAAAGAGAAAAAGGAAAUUAGAUACUGAGCCCACAAGUAUACCUGAAAAAAUUAAAAAACAUUCUGGGUCUCUUAAAAUGUCAGAUUCCAGUCGGUCAUCAUCACCAAGUGAUUAUGCUUCAAAUCAAUUACCUUCAAGUACUAUGAUGAUGAAAUUAGGAAACGCCCAAAAAUUAAAACAAAGUACGUCCCCUACCCUAUCUAUAAGUAGUGUAUCAUUGCCUAAUUCUAAUAAAUAUACAGUAACUUCUCCUAAAUCAAAUUCUGGAAAACCAAGUUUAUCUGCUUUAAAAAUGUCAGUCCACAGUCCAAAAAGUGAAUCUAAACAAAAAAAUAAAGAAUUUUCUAAGGACAAGGAAAAACGAAGUUAUGCUUCAAGUAAUUCUUCGUUGAGUCAAAGUCCUAAAAGCUCAAAAUCAAGUUCUAAAAAAAGUGAUAUUGAUGACAUUGGAACUCCUGUUCCUCCAGAUUCGAAUAAGGCACAAAUGAAGUGCCGAAAACUAAAUGCUGUGAUAGACCAUUUAACGAAGGCCAAAACUGCUCAACAUUACUCUGUGGAUUCUGAAGUACCGAAAAGUAAAGAAUCAACACCGAAAGCAUUUGAUAAAGGAAUAGUAUUAAAUACAAAUGUUAAUAUAAAAAAUCCUGAAUCUUAUCAAGUAAAACACAGUUCAGAUGGUAUGAAAAUUACAAUAAAUAAAACAAGAACAAAAGAAUCAAAACAAAAAAAUUCUCUCACUGCUUCUCCUAAAUUGGGUCUAAAAUCUGGAAGUUCCAGUGGUUUGACGAAUAAAAAAACUGUUUAUUCAAUCCCAAAAGCUGGUCCAAGUUCUCAAUCAAAACAACCAUUUAGUGUACCAAAAACUAAAUCAAAUUUAACAGUGACCAAAGUGAAAUCAGGUAAAAUACGUGGCGAGAACAAAUCUAUUUUUGGUAGGGCGGAAAUGAGAAAAUCUAGUCCAACUUCAAAAGAUGAAGAACCUAUGAAAGUAGUCAACCCCGUUGAAAGUAUUAUUAAACAUAAAUUAGAUACAAGUAAGUUUCAAAUUCCAAAACUAUCUGCCAGAGCAAAUGCUGACGAAAAAAGAUGUGCUGAAACAAAGGCUGAAAUUUCAAAACCCAUGGAUUUGGCUAAAAAAAUUGAUGUGGAUAAGAAGUAUAAUCAGGGUGAUUAUAUUUGUCAGAAAAAAAGUACUACGGAGCGGUUGAAUUCAUUACCUGGUAUUACAGUUACAACAGUAGAAGAAAGAUUAAAACCUAAGGAAUCUGCUCUAAGUAGCUUAAAAAUCGAUUUACCUUUAAUUUCGUUUCACACUCCAAAAGCCGACACAACUGUUGAGAUGUCUGAGUGUAAAGACUAUUCUCAGAAAAAAGAAGAAAUAUCAAAUAAUUCUGCUUAUCAACAAAAGCCUGUCACUCCUGUAACGACAUAUGCAACAACACCCUCUGUAUCAGUACACAUUCUCAAAUCUCCUGUACCAUCUCCUUUACUAGUACCAUCUCCACACUCCGCAUCACCUUCCAUUACAGAUGAAGAACUUAUUGAUGAUGCAUUUGUUCGUGUUGGUAAAUGAUCAUUAGUUAUACAAAAGCCAGUUGUUAAAAUUGGCUUUUGUAUUCAACAACUCAAUAGAUUUACAAUUUGUUAAUUAAUUUAAUAUUAUGUAUUUAUUUAACUGACUACUUUUUAUUAAAAUCAACUU
Molecule: messenger RNA, 4385 nt
Organism: Sipha flava (yellow sugarcane aphid)
Lineage: Eukaryota; Metazoa; Arthropoda; Insecta; Hemiptera; Aphididae
Gene: MED1
Product: mediator of RNA polymerase II transcription subunit 1
Exons: 10
Coding region: 249-4256 (1335 amino acids)
Biological process (GO): regulation of transcription by RNA polymerase II
Cellular component (GO): mediator complex
Molecular function (GO): transcription coregulator activity
Source: RefSeq, a predicted model, not a curated record